Molecule: messenger RNA, 7034 nt
Organism: Cylas formicarius (sweet potato weevil)
Lineage: Eukaryota; Metazoa; Arthropoda; Insecta; Coleoptera; Brentidae
Gene: BicD
Product: protein bicaudal D
Exons: 6
Coding region: 160-2445 (761 amino acids)
Biological process (GO): regulation of microtubule cytoskeleton organization; microtubule anchoring at microtubule organizing center; protein localization to organelle
Cellular component (GO): cytosol; Golgi apparatus
Molecular function (GO): dynein complex binding; dynactin binding; cytoskeletal adaptor activity
Source: RefSeq, a predicted model, not a curated record
UAUAAAAUGUCAGAAAUUAAGUGUGGUUUUGACGUUUACUGGGGAUACACAUUGACGUAUUGAAAUGCAUUUUAAAAAAGUUAUGAAUUUAGGAGCAAAAUGAUUUUUAUAAUUAUUUUUUGAGUUUUUAUAAGAAAAACUCCAAAUGGUAAUAGCAAUAUGGCAGAACAGAAUGGCAUAGAAGUCCUCAAGGACGAAAUUAAACGGUUGAAUAGGGAAUUGGACCAAGCCAGUUCAGAAAAAGUCCAAUCCGCUCAGUACGGCCUGGUAUUGUUGGAAGAAAAGAAGGAAUUGCAGCACAAGUGCGAGGAACUCGAGACUUUGUACGAAAAUUCCAAACACGAAUUGCAAAUCACCCAACAAGCCCUUGCAAAAUUUCAAUCUAGUCACAAGGUAACCACCAAAACAGGCAUAGAAACAGAAGAGUCACUUUUAAGUGAAUCUGCAGCACGAGAAACGUCUUUGUAUACCCAGAUCUCAGAGCUUGAGAAUGAAAAUAAACAACUCAGGCAUGAGCUUGAAAGAGUUACAGCAGAACGUGAUAGUAUGCUUCAGGAGAACAGUGACAUGGGCAAAGACAAAGAAGAUCGAAGUAUGGAGUGCAAACGACUUAGAACCGAACUGAGGGAAGUGAAAUUUCGCGAAAAUCGACUAAUUGCCGACUAUUCUGAAUUGGAAGAGGAGAAUAUUGCAUUACAGAAGCAGGUAUCAGCCCUCAAGAGCUCCCAGGUUGAGUUUGAAAGUCUCAAGCAUGAAAUAAGGCGUUUGCAAGAGGAAAUGGAAUUAUUAAACCUUCAAGUUGAAGAAUUGAGUAAUUUGAAAAAGAUUACUGAGAAGCACAUGGAGGAAGCGCUUGAGUCUCUUCAGAGUGAACGGGAAGCUAAAUAUGCCUUAAAAAAGGAGCUUGAUCAGCAUAUUAAUAGAGAAUCCUUUUAUAAUAUAAACAAUUUGGCAUAUAGCAUUAGGGGUAUUACCGAAGAAACAACAUUAGGCAGUGAUGGUGAAGAAGAUGGUCUGAAGCAUAUUGAAGUGAGUUUGUCUAGUGGCACAGGAUCAGAACUAACAUCCCCUGAUGACAAACAUGUCGACCUCUUUUCGGAGGUUCAUCUAAAUGAGUUAAAAAAACUUGAAAAGCAGUUGGAAUUGUUAGAGAAAGAGAAACACUCCCUGGCACAAAGCUUGCGGGACAAUCAGAACAUGGUGGAGAAAGCUCAGGGAGAAUUGCAAGUAUUUAUAUCAAAGCUGAUGCAGCUGGCUGCGCAUGUCGAUUCUCUAGAGCGCUUGUCCCAAAAUUAUAACAAAUCCAUUAAUAAACAAAUCAAAGAAGAUGGUCCCACCAGCCCAGCUAUGAACCAGUACCAGCACUGGUUCAAAUUAUCGGCGCAUGAAAUUGAGCAGCUCAAACAUGACAUUAAGGAGUUGGAAAAGUUAUCGAACGUGUCUGACGCAACUCUGCAAUUACGAACCGAGAUAACUAACCUUAAGAAUAAAUUGCUAGAUACUGAGCAGAAGAGCAUGGAUGUACAAUCGGAUCUGACACUGUUAAAGCAGUUUGCGAGCGAAGCGGGUGCAUCACUGGAUGAGACACAGAAUAACCUUCAGGUUGUUACUGAAGAGUUGGCUCAGUUAUACCACCAUGUAUGUACAGUUAAUGGAGAAACGCCGACCAGGGUGAUUUUGGACCAUGAGAAGGAGGGCAUGACUCCCAUGUCGGAAACGGUGCCGACCAUAGGCGACAUGACCAAACUCGAUCUUCUGCGAAGCCGUCUAAAGAAUGACAUUCCCCUGAACGAUUUGGAAAGUUUGAACGACACCGCUGUAGUGGCUCGCACGGUCUGUACGAUCGUCGAUCAAAUUAAACAUCUAAGAAACUCUAUCGAAAACACGAUUGAAUUGUCGAAAUCGCGGAACAAAACCAACGGUGAUUUUGAAGCAAUCAAAGAGGAAAGCAGCGAAUCUGAAAUCCAAGAGCUCCAGGAACAGGUCAUACGUCUAAAGAGCUUAUUAUCGACCAAGCGCGAACAAAUUGCCACUCUCCGGACCGUCCUAAAAUCAAACAAAAAUACUGCGGAGGUCGCUUUGACGAAUCUCAAAGGCAAGUACGAGAACGAGAAGACGAUUGUAUCAGAGACAAUGAUGAAGCUAAGGAAUGAACUCAGAUUGCUCAAAGAAGAUGCAGCCACAUUCUCCAGUCUUAGGGCCAUGUUUGCUGCCCGCUGCGAGGAGUACGUCACACAGGUAGACGAACUGAAGCAACAGUUGAACGCCGCAGAGGACGAGAAGAAAACCCUCAAUCAGCUGCUCAGGUUGGCGGUUCAGCAAAAGCUUUCGCUGACGCAGCGUCUCGAAGAGUUAGAGGUUGACAGAGAGAUCAGGAACGCCCGGCGCCCAAACAGCAGGAGUUUCCAGAGGCCGGGCAAGUCGAAUCGAGAGAACAUGUUCUAGCCCAUGCCGCGACCUUCCCCCGUGCUGUAUUUCAUAGCAUUUAUCAGUUCGUUUUUUAAAGUUUGAAAAGUUUGGUGCGUGGGUAGGUCCCGACGGCGGUAACGGUUUUUCCUGAUUUAAAAGGGUCAUUUAAUAAGUCUUUAGAAAAAAAAUGGCAAUUCUUAUUUUAUUUUGAAAAUGAUCUUUGUUCAAUUCUGUACAUUUCUUGCCAUUUCUUCAAGUCACCCGCGCAUUGUCUUGAUGAAAGGGCGAAGAUUUUUUCACACUCAAUUUUUCGUGCAAAAUUGAAGCCACUGUACCUUGUCAUGGGCUUAUAUUCUCAAGUAUGCAAAGAUCACUGCAAAUCUUAUCGUGGAUUUUGUCAAGCAUUUUGGGAGUAGGUAAUUGCAUUCAUCGUUUGUUGAUAUACAAGCACAUUUAGACUCAUUCACACAAUUGCAAACAGUUACAAACAAAAAAUAAAUUAGAACUAAAAAAUGUGACAUUUGAUAAAGACACGGUGUUGUCGAAACAAUAGUCAUGUCAAAAUAUAUAAUUUCGUUAAAAUCUGAACUUUUAGUUCUAAUUUAUUUUGAUAAAUGGAUUUUCAUCAAGUAAAAACCACCUCAGUUCAAGUUACAAACACAGGAGCAGAUGUGCCAUUAACUUUGUCAAACUCAUCUUUGAUUUCUUUCGGCAUCAAUACUUUCAAACACGAGUGUCUAAUCACUACUUGAAACUCUAAUUUAUCCAUUUUUAUAGACCCAUUACAGUUGUGCAGUUCAAUCAACAACACUUAAACUAUGUGAUGGAUACAGCUGGAACUUUUACACCUGAGUAAUUAGGUCUACCAGUUAAUAGCGAAAAGUUAUUUUCCAUUCUACCAUCACCAUAUCUUGUAUUUUCUAAGGACUUAUUGAACAACCCUCAUAUUUCGCCUUAUUUAUUAAGAGAUCUAUAUAUUUAUUAUUAUGACUGUGUGUUUUGAGUGUGGCUGACUAACCGAGGUGUGUUCUGUGGUGGAUUAUGCAAUCUGGGUAAUCUUGGUGGUGGUUUCUAUAGAAAAUCAUGUAGGUACUGUGAAUUUUACUCAAAUGUAAAUUAAGGUUCUACUUAACCAUCUACGGGAAACUCUUGAAACUGUGGAACAAAUGCGCCCGUUUUAGUUGAAACAGAAGUAAGUCAAAUGUUUUUCUUGGAGAAAUGGUCCGUAUAGUGCUGCCAAAUCUACUAAUUUUUCAUGAGACCUACUGAUUACCAAAGUUAUCUGAUUUUAGCACAAUUUCUACCAAAAAAAAGUUGCGUUUUAAUAAGCUUUCAUCGAAUGCUGGCUACUGAUUAUAUAGAAUUUCAAUAUAGUUAUCAUAAUAUAUACAUUUUUUCCAAAAUCAUUUGAAUUGAUUUGGAGUGUUGGAGUAUAUUUGUGCAUUGUUGCUUUGUUUAAUUAUAUUUUUUGUAAAUUUAAUUCGACCGAAUCUGUGUGUUUGAUAUAGAUACGGCAUUUGUGUAAUGAACUGGCUGCACUGAAUAGCAAACAAAUAAUCGAACAGGCAAAUCAGAUUCAGUGGCCAAUCAAUUUAAGGCUAAAAGAAAUGCAAAUUAAAAAAGUGCAACAAUUUUCUUCCAUUUCCAAGAGGAUCAGUAUAUUUAUUAAUUUCUAUGAUGUGGACAUUUGUUCUACCUGGUGUUGUUUAUUUCUUUUUCCUUAGCUUAAACAGCUAAAAUGUUCUAAGCGCAGAUCACAAUAUAUGUUAUACAUGUUGUUUCAAAUUUAACCUCCGUUGGCAAAUCUCGGAAAGGGCAAGAAAUGGGUGAACCACAUUGGGGUAAAUUUAAAUAUUCGUUAUUCUUAUCAGAUAUUUCGAUUAAUAAUUACCGGAAGUGUAUAGAAAAAUUGAAAUUUCCUGUUUUCAGUUUUGAUUUGGCCCCCUUUUAACUCGUUUGUUAUGAGAGAGUACCUUGUCUUAGAGUCUGUAAAAAUAUUUGUAUUUUCGUGAGCAACUUUUUUAUUUUAAAUAAAACACAACGUAUAUUGAAUAUUUUUUGAAAUCUUACUGUUUCUGAUAUAUUUUAAAUUUUAUAUCAAUAGUAACCUCAUCCUCAUCAAAUAGGAUUUACCAUGCUAAAAUGGGGUGUUUUCAUUUCAAUAAAAUGAUUUCUAACGAUUUUUUUAUUCAAAUUUUUAAUGUUAGUUUUUACCAGCCGGUAUUUAUUCAUUUUUCGAAUAUCCACACAUUUAGAUCCGCUACUAUAAGGCAAUCAGCCCCAAAUUUAUAACAAAAACAUUCUUUCGGACAAAUGGAUAGAUAUAUUUAGACCUACAAACAUGACUUUUGAUGUAAAAUUAAAAACAUAUUAGAAACGGUAAGACUUAGGUAUAGGUUAUUUUAUGUGAAUUAUGUAUACAAAGUUCCAAGGAAUUCAAAAUGCCUUAAUAUGCAUUUGAAAUAAAGAAAUUGUUACUUUUUCACGAAAAUACAAACACCUUUUAAAUAUAGAAACAUUAAAUUUUAAAAGUGUAAGCGAAUCCAAACAACUUUUGUGUCCAGGUUUUUUUUAAUACUUUUUACACAUUCCAUUGACAUUAAUCCAUUGUAUUUAAAGGUUUUUUUAAAGUUUAGAGAUUAAAUUUCAAUUUUGACGCAAUAUUUCCAGAACUACCAAAGAUAAAAUUCUUUAAAAAAACAUUGAUUCCCGCCGCUCUAUUUCUUGCUAUUCCGUGAACCCGAUAAUGGGACGCUCUUUAUAUGCAGGGUAAUUAAAAUCUUAGAAACAGAACUUUAGCAGUUGCCUAGAGGCUUUUUUUGAAGCAAAAACGUGAACAGGCUGUUCAUUCUUUUCUUUAAGCUUUUCGUGUAAAAUACAUGAAAUUGUUAAAUUAAUUCCACAUUUCCUAUGAAAUGAAAUACGCAGAUCAACUAAACUGCUUUGCUCUGCAUAAUGGUUGUUCUACUCCAUACUCUCAAAUACCCAAUUGUGGACUGAUCAAGCUUGCAGAACCUGUCACUUUAAAACGUAAGUUUCAUUAAUACAACACGCGAUUUCGGGCGACCUCACUUUCACUUACUUGGAUUACCAAAAAGUAAGGUCGAAAAUUAAAGCUAACGUUGUAGUCGUCAAUCGCUCAUAGUAAAUAGUUGGUAAACCUAACCUUAUUAAGCUUUUGAGUGAAUUAAUUUGGUCCCUAAGUCUUUUUUUAAAUAUAAAUGGAUUGAGUGAUUUUUUGAAGAUACAAAUGAAUUUGUGGUAUCAAAUUUUAUAAAUUGUUGGGUCAUAACAUAGAGUUCAAUUGCUUUUGAUAUAUAAUACCAAACAAAAUAGAAUUUUUGGUAGAUCAGGCUUCUAUUAAGUUUGGAAGUAUUUGGACUGACUUUUUCUUCCACUUCAAAAUGGGAAAAUUCUCCUAUUCCAAAGUGGAAAUUCCUAAUUACUCAAACCACUCCAAAUUCCCUGGUGGAUAUGCAGUGGUUCCUUUAUAAAAGGAACUGCUACUUUAUGGAAUUUAGUCAAAGGUGAUUACUUUUAAAUUUGCAGUUAAAGAGGUCCUCUACUAACUGCUAAAGUUAUAAUUAUUGUAAUAUUAUGAAUUAUUUCUUAUCCCUAUGAAGGGGAUAAGCGUUUGCGAUAAUGCGGUCUGAUGCGUAGUCCUUUAUUUCUAGUGCAAUAUAAUGUCACUCGGGUGUUCUGCGACUUGUCGGAUACAAGAAUUUACUUAAUGUGAUAUCUAAAAUCGUUUUGGUCAAAAAACAUGCAGCUCGGAUCUUAUCCGAAUGAUUUCAACGGCAGCGAUUUUCUAGAAUAGUUUAUAAUUUUGCAGUAAUUGGUUGGGGCAAAUCAACUAUCUGAGAAGCUCCAAAGGUUUUAGUCCAAAUUAGCAUUUUAGAUAGCGUUUUUAUUGGCACGUCCAUACAAAACAUUGUACGCAUAUGCGAUAGUUUUUUAAAUCGUUGAAGUAGUAAAGUGAAUUAUUUAAUACAUUUUAUAAGCAUAUAUAACGGUUAUAGCUGUGUGGUAGACAUUUUUGUGAUGUAAAAUCGUUAUAACAUUUUUGUUUCGUUUUGUUAAGUUCCACGUUAAAAUUUACAAAAACUUUUUUACCUUUUGAAGGGUCAACGUAGGUGUUAAUCUUCUAAUAAUCGCCCAAGCACAAAUAUUUUGCCUGCAAAUAAUCAAACCGAACUCGCUCCAUGGACCUAAGUGCAUACAAUACAAUAGGAAAGUGUAUGUCGUAACUGAGAGAAAACCGUUCGAACAUAUUAUCACGUCCCAUAAGGUUGUCUGCGAACCAUUUUAUCUUUCCGUUGGUUCUGAGUCCAUUGUCGUUGUCGAUGAUUUUGCAUUGUCCCGUUUCCGAGCCUAUGGACCACGGAAGUACUUGCCCGUCCCUCUCUUAAUCGUAUUGUUUAAUAUUAAUAGUAAUAAUGAUUAUGAUAAACUAAAUAAAACAUGGUCCAUCCAUUUCGAUUGCGUGUUUAUAUUGAAAUUUGGCAUUAUAGUUUUACUCGUUACAUGUUGUUAUUAUUGAUGACUUCCACAAUUUACUCUCGUACAUAAUAUGAUAGUUAAUGUUAUUUGAUUGUACCUAAUAUUUUUAAUAAAAUUAUUGAACC